GGCGAGUCAUUCGCAGCCCCGGAGCAGGAGGGCGGGGGGAGGAGGAGAGAGGAGGGGGCAGCAUCCUGUGCGGUCAGCAGCAGCGGCUCUGUAUCCGGAGAGGGAGCUACACCGCACCGAGCGGCUCCCCGGCGGCCACACACACACACACACACACACCCAGGGGACGGCGGCGGGAUCUGGCGCUGACCCCGGAGCGGCUGCAUACAGCGGAGGAGGAGGGGGGUGUCUCUCCCCCCGGAGCGGGGAUCGGAAGGACCCGGGCGGCGCGGGCCUGGAGAUCGCGCGGGGCAGCCGUUGACUGGAAGCUACGCCACAGCGAGGACAUGAUCCGGCUGCCGGGCUGCUGUCUCUGCGAGGUCGGCUGAGCGGCGGCGACGUUAGCGGCUGUGGAGGGGGUUGUGGCUGCUCGCAGGGGGGGGCCGGGGUCUAUCCAUCUCCAUGUUUUCCCCGAGUCAGGAGGAGCACUGCGCCCCCAAUAAGGAGCCCGUCAAAUACGGAGAGCUGGUGGUGCUGGGGUACAAUGGCUGCCUCCCUAAUGGAGACAGGGGAAGGCGGAAAAGUAGAUUUGCACUCUAUAAGCGGCCUAAAUCAAAUGGUGUCCGAGCCAGCACUGUACACGUGAUUUCCACUCCACAGGCUUCUAAGGCAAUCAGCAGCAGAGGUCAGCACAGCAUUUCCUACACAUUAUCCAGAAACCAGACCGUUGUCGUGGAGUAUACUCAUGACAAGGACACAGAUAUGUUUCAGAUUGGUCGAUCAACAGAAAGUCCAAUUGACUUUGUAGUGACGGACACGAUUUCUGGUAACCAGAAUGAUGAGACUCAGAUUACACAAAGUACAAUUUCCAGAUUUGCUUGCAGGAUUGUCUGUGACCGGAAUCCACCGUACACGGCUAGAAUCUUUGCUGCAGGAUUCGACUCCUCAAAAAAUAUCUUUCUCGGUGAGAAAGCAGCUAAAUGGAAGAAUCCUGAUGGGCACAUGGAUGGAUUAACCACGAAUGGUGUUCUUGUGAUGCAUCCAAAGGGAGGUUUCACUGAGGAAUCUAAGCCUGGUGUAUGGAGGGAAAUAUCAGUCUGUGGUGAUGUGUACACUCUGCGAGAAACCAGAUCAGCGCAACAGAGAGGAAAGCUAGUGGAAAAUGAAACCAACAUUCUUCAAGACGGUUCUCUUGUUGACUUAUGCGGUGCAACCCUGCUCUGGAGAACAGCAGAUGGCUUAUUUCACACACCAACACAGAAACACAUUGAAGCACUAAGACAGGAGAUAAAUGCCGCUAGGCCUCAGUGCCCCGUUGGAUUAAAUACUUUAGCUUUUCCGAGUAUUAACCGCAAGGAUGUAGUGGAAGAGAAGCAACCUUGGGCUUACCUUACCUGCGGCCAUGUGCACGGAUAUCACAACUGGGGUCAUCGGAGUGACACAGAAGCCAAUGAGAGGGAAUGUCCUAUGUGCAGAACAAUUGGUCCCUAUGUGCCUCUUUGGCUGGGCUGCGAAGCUGGAUUUUAUGUAGAUGCUGGCCCUCCUACACAUGCUUUCAGCCCCUGCGGACAUGUCUGCUCUGAGAAAUCUGCCAAAUAUUGGUCUCAGAUCCCACUUCCUCACGGCACCCAUGCAUUUCACGCUGCCUGCCCUUUCUGCGCAAUGCAACUGACUGGCGAGGAGAGCUGUGCUAAACUUAUUUUCCAAGGCCCUGUUGACUGAGCUAUUUAUAACUGACCAUAAUAACGUUUUGUUAAUAAAAAUGAAACAAAAAAAAAGAGAAAAUACUGUGAAAUUUUCACCACUAAUACUAAAAUUUACUUUUUUAUAAUUUUAUUAAAGGGGAUCAAAUGACAGAA
This is a messenger RNA of Pseudophryne corroboree (corroboree frog), 1838 nucleotides long. It is a transcript of the gene PELI2, whose product is annotated as pellino E3 ubiquitin protein ligase family member 2. Gene Ontology annotation, molecular function: protein binding; ubiquitin protein ligase activity. The coding region runs from base 442 to 1701 and encodes 419 amino acids. The transcript is spliced from 6 exons. NCBI's taxonomy places the organism in Eukaryota, Metazoa, Chordata, Amphibia, Anura, Myobatrachidae. The record is from RefSeq and is a predicted model, not a curated record. Gene Ontology annotation, biological process: protein polyubiquitination; regulation of Toll signaling pathway.